Messenger RNA from Triticum urartu, 807 nucleotides. Its product is annotated as elicitor-responsive protein 3. The record is from RefSeq and is a predicted model, not a curated record. NCBI's taxonomy places the organism in Eukaryota, Viridiplantae, Streptophyta, Magnoliopsida, Poales, Poaceae.
GAUUCCGUGGAAGGCUUCCUUGACUUCACAUACACUCCUCUAUAUACGGUGGUGCCGUGGUGGGUUGGUGAAGGCGACAUUCACCCAGACCAAGAGAGAGAUCCAAGACUUGGCCGGCCGGCCGGAGAUCGAGAAGGAGGAGGAGACAUGGUGCGCGGGAAGCUGGAGGUGCUGCUCGUCUCCGCCAAGGGCCUCGACGACUCCGAUUUCUUCAAUAGCAUGGACCCGUACGUGAUCCUCACCUGCCGCAGCCACGAGCAGAAAAGCACCGUCGCAUCAGGAGCAGGGAGCGAGCCUGAGUGGAACGAGACCUUCUUCUUCGCCGUCUCCGGCGACGCUCCGGAGCUCAGGGUCAAGAUCAUGGACAGUGACGCCCUCUCGGCCGACGACCUCGUCGGAGAAGCAUGUAUCCCGCUGGAGGCUGUGCUCCAGGAGGGCAGCCUGCCGCCGGCCGUGCACCGGGUCGUCAAGGACGAGGAGUACCGCGGGGAGAUCAAGAUCGCGCUCACCUUCACCCCGGCAGAGGAAAACGAGGAGGAGGAGAGCUACGGCGGCUGGAAUCAGUCCACCUGAAAAAGGCUGGCGAGCCAGCAAGAUGGUGCUGUAUGUCUGUCAUAAUGGAUAACUGCUUUGGAUCUCCUUGAUGUGUGUGACAGACAGGGCAUUCAUCAGAAAAGCGAGUAAAAAUAGGGGAAAUAUGUAUCGAUGCAUGAAGUACUAAUCAAGCAACUCACCGCAUCAUUUUGUAAUGCACAUCAAUCAACAAUGCUUAAGCAAUUCAUAAUGGAUAGAAAGGCUUUCGAUCUC